GGCUUGCCACAUCUGAAUGGAGCCCCCGCUUUGAACUCCUACCUCGACCAUAGUAAUCACAUCUUGAGAUCGAAAGCGGUUGAAGUGACGGUGGUAUGCGUCCAAGGCCUGAAUUUUGGCGUU
This is a messenger RNA of Nannochloropsis gaditana CCMP526, 123 nucleotides long. RefSeq lists its product as uncharacterized. The annotation marks the transcript as partial. The record is from RefSeq and is a predicted model, not a curated record. The transcript is spliced from 2 exons.